This is a messenger RNA of Aspergillus clavatus NRRL 1, 669 nucleotides long. Its product is annotated as rRNA-processing protein RRP17. The transcript has 2 exons. The coding region runs from base 1 to 669 and encodes 222 amino acids. The record is from RefSeq and is a predicted model, not a curated record. Gene Ontology annotation, cellular component: nucleolus. Gene Ontology annotation, molecular function: RNA binding. NCBI's taxonomy places the organism in Eukaryota, Fungi, Ascomycota, Eurotiomycetes, Eurotiales, Aspergillaceae.
AUGGGUCCUUUAUCAAAGAAGCGAAAGCUGGCACCCAAGGUCGAAGAGAUCAAUUUCGAUGAUACCGACCGCCAACAAUUUCUCACUGGCUUUCGCAAGAGAAAGCAGCAGCGGAUACGACAAGCCCAGGAGAUCGCCGAAAAAAGAGCCCGGGAAGAGAGACGAAUAGGGCGGCAGAAGAUGCGCGAGGAGCGACAAUCAGAGUAUCAGCGAGCGCUCGAGGAGCAUAAGAAGCAACUUAAGCUGCUCAAAGCACAGGACGGCGAUAGCGACGAGGAUUCAAACUCUGGCGGCAAUGACGACGAAGACGAACAGGGCGAGUGGGAAGGAUUCGAGGAGCCUCCUGCAGUCGAUUACGAGGCCGAAUAUAUCGACGAAGACAAAUACACAACCGUGACUGUGGAAGAAAUGGAUGCCUCGAGAGAGGGCCUUCUAAAAGCUGGUGAGGACACAUCAGACGAGGAGGAGAAUGCGCAAAAAGCACACAAGUCCGAGAGUCAGGAUGACUCCAAGAAAGCAGCCGAUAAGAAAAAGAAGCAAACCGACAAACCCAAGAAAAAGAAAAAGAAGUUUAGAUACGAGACCAAGGAGGAGCGCAAGGUUACUCUCAUGAAACAACGGCGGUCGAAACAGAAAAAGGCCAACGCUCGACGAGAACGUCAAGGAUGA